Diospyros lotus (date-plum) is the source of this 1260-nucleotide messenger RNA. RefSeq names its product protein STRICTOSIDINE SYNTHASE-LIKE 11-like. Gene Ontology annotation, biological process: biosynthetic process. The record is from RefSeq and is a predicted model, not a curated record. NCBI's taxonomy places the organism in Eukaryota, Viridiplantae, Streptophyta, Magnoliopsida, Ericales, Ebenaceae. Gene Ontology annotation, molecular function: strictosidine synthase activity.
AUGGAGUUCAGCUUAGUGAUCUCUGUAUUGUUCUUCUUUCUAUUCUCUUCCUCGAUCGGUCGUGUCGUCUCCGGCGGUGACCAAUAUGCAUCCUUCAGCAGAAUAGCACUUCCACCGACGGCCACUGGGCCGGCGGCCAUCGCUUUCGACUUGUUCGGAGGAGGGCCUUACGUUGGUGUUGCAGAUGGUAGAAUCCUCAAGUGGCUUGGUCCGGACGAUGGCUUUGUUGAUUUUGCCUAUACUUCUCCAAAUAGGACCAAGGAACUUUGUGAUGGCACAACUGACCCAAAUAUCGGACCAAUAUGUGGAAAGCCUCUAAGCCUCAGUUUCAACUACAGAACUGGGCAGCUUUACAUUGCAGAUUCUUAUUUAGGGCUUCGAGUAGUAGGCCGUUGUGGAGGACUUGCAACCCUACUCGCCUCAAGCGCAGAGAAUGUGGCCUUCCAGUUCCUCAGCUGCGUGGACGUGGACCAGCUCACUGGCACCGUUUACUUCACAGAUGUUAGUCAAUUUUACGAUCUAAGCGACCACACAGAACCAGGAUUUUUCAACGACUCCAGCGGGAGGCUGCUAAGCUAUGACCCUGAGACCAGACGAGCAUCCGUGUUGAUGAAAGGAUCCGCGCAGCCUGGUGUCGCCAUCAGUGCAAAUGGAAACUUUCUGCUUGUGUCGGAGUUCCUCACAAAGAGAAUUCAUAGGUUCUGGCUGAGAGGUUCCAGGGCUAGCACCUCGGAAAUCUUCGCGAACCUUACGAGAAACCCAUUAAAAAUUCGGAGGACACCUUUAGGAGACUUCUGGGUGGCAAUGGCUUCUUCGAACCCAGAAGCAACGCCGAUUGAAGUUUUUCCUUUGGCCCAAAAGUUCAAUUCGAACGGUGGUGUUGUAGCAGAGUUGGAUCUGGACGAGCAGUACCAUAACAAGGUGAUAACCGGCGUUGUGGAGCACAAGGGAGCACUGUACCCGACGUCCGCUUACGUUAGCUUCAUCGGCGUCUACAAGUGCUGGGAGACCUCCGCGCCUGCACUUUAAUUAGACCGCCAUCCAAGCAACUGUUACCAUAAAUAACGUCAAAUUCAUGCAACGUAACUUGAAAUAAUGGCAUGAAAAAGAAUUUCAUGGAAAUGCUGCCUUGUGAUUCAUGUGUGUUUGGGUGACAACUGAUGAUCAGAAAACAACGUUAAAUCGUCCAAAUUGCACUUUCAUAUGUAUUUCUGCAAGUGUUCUUGUGUUUCCCUUUCAUAUUAAUUUCACCUUUUAUGA